GAGAGCUGUGAUUGGUCACAGCUGGUCACAUGGUACAAGGCUGUUGUGAAUAGUCUUGUACAAUGUGAUCUCUUUGAUCAAUCACAGAUUUCACAAGUAGUAAGCAAUGAUGUCAGAAGUGACAUCUUGCUUACACCUAUUCAUGUGAUCACUGAUUGGACAAUCAUGAUCACAUGAUCGGGACCUCACACAGAGCUCCCGUUCUGCGAUCGAAAAAAAUCUGCAGUUUUUCUCCCCAUCUAUGGCCUGCAUAAGGCUGUCCAUACACUAUACAAUUUUCUGUUCAAUUUCUGCCCAAUUUCCUUUAGAUUUACCUUCAACUAUGUAGUGCAAGGGCCUGCCUAA
Staurois parvus is the source of this 345-nucleotide messenger RNA. Lineage: Eukaryota; Metazoa; Chordata; Amphibia; Anura; Ranidae. The record is from the annotation of a GenBank genome assembly.